Messenger RNA from Pterocles gutturalis (yellow-throated sandgrouse), 1095 nucleotides. RefSeq names its product trace amine associated receptor 5 (gene TAAR5). The record is from RefSeq and is a predicted model, not a curated record. NCBI's taxonomy places the organism in Eukaryota, Metazoa, Chordata, Aves, Pterocliformes, Pteroclidae. Gene Ontology annotation, biological process: G protein-coupled receptor signaling pathway. Gene Ontology annotation, cellular component: membrane. Gene Ontology annotation, molecular function: trace-amine receptor activity.
AUGGGGAGUGAAUGGUGCAGGGUGGAUCUGGAAGCACCAGGAGUGACAGAAGAAUGGCUACAGGAAUGGCUUGAGGUGAUGGCGCAUGGGUGCAUCUUUUUGCAGGAACACCCUGCCACCUUCUGUUACCAGGCGAACGGCUCCUGCUACAGGACCUUGCACCCCUUCAGGGUCCAGUUGGCCAUUUAUCUGGCCUGUGCCUUGGGCACACUGAUCACGUUGCUGGGGAACCUGCUUGUUGCCACCAUAAUUUCCCAUUUCAAAGUCCUGCACAUCCCCACCAACCUCCUGCUCCUCUCCCUCAACCUUGCUGACCUCCUCCUGGGGCCAGUCGUGCUGCCCUUUAGCACCACUUCCAUAGACAGCUGCUGAUAUUUUGGAGAUGACUUCUGUAGGCUGCACACCUUUCUAGACCAAUCUUUCGCUUGACCUCCGUAUUUCACCUUUUCCAUUGAUCGGCAUUGUGCCAUCUGUGACCCUUUGCUCUGUCCCACCAAGUUCACCGUAAGAGUGGUCUGCAUUUACAUUGGGGUGGGGUGGUCAGUGCCUAUGGCUUAUACCUCUGUCUUCCUCUACACUAAAGUGAUUGCAGAAGGACAGGGCCAUUUUUUGCGAGGCAUGCCCUGUGUUGGUAGCUGUCAGCUGCUGUUCAACAAGCUCUGGGAGUGGUUGAACUUCCCAGUGUUCUUCUUCCCUUGCCUCAUAAUGAUUGUUUUUUAUGUAAAAAUAUUUACUGUGGCUAACAAGCAAGCCAGGCUGAUAAGCAACAUGAAUAGGUCUCGCGGGUCUCAGCUACAUGUAGGAGCAUCCAAGAGCGAAGGGAAAGCAGCAAAGAUUCUUGGGGUAGCUGUAGGAGUCUACCUCCUGUGCUGGUUACCCUUUACUAUUGACACCACAGUAGACACUCUUCUUGAUUUCUUCCCUCCCUUCCCCGAUCUGUUUGACAUCCUAAUUUGGUUCGUUUACUUCAAUUCUGCCUAAAAUCCCUUGAUCUAUGUAUUCUCCUACUGCUAGUCCAGGAAAGCUGUGAAACUAGUCUUAAUUCAUAGUAUCUUUUGUUCCAGGAUAUCUACAGUAGACUUGCACCAGGAAUGA